Panicum virgatum (switchgrass) is the source of this 2137-nucleotide messenger RNA. RefSeq names its product palmitoyl-acyl carrier protein thioesterase, chloroplastic-like. The transcript is spliced from 7 exons. Gene Ontology annotation, biological process: fatty acid biosynthetic process. Gene Ontology annotation, molecular function: fatty acyl-[ACP] hydrolase activity; acyl carrier activity. The record is from RefSeq and is a predicted model, not a curated record. Lineage: Eukaryota; Viridiplantae; Streptophyta; Magnoliopsida; Poales; Poaceae. Bases 290 to 1576 code for a protein of 428 amino acids.
AACGGUCCUGCGUCUUGGCCGCGUUGCAGAGAGAACACAGAGGGAGGAGGGGAAAAAAAAACUCGUCUCUCUCUCUCUCUCUCUCUCUCUCUUGCGUGGGUGGCGAGCCCGAGGAGCGGAGGCCACAAGUCUAAUCCGCCCGUAUCUAAUCCGCUCGAGCGCCGCGAGGAGGACGGAGGAGGAGGGAGCGGCGGGGCGGGCCUGAUUCGGGCUCUUCUCUUGCGCUUCGCGGUUAGCACUUUGAAGUGUGUGAUCUCGGCUUCUUCGAAUCCUGAAGCACGGUUGAAUCAUGGCUGGGUCCCUUGCUGCCGCUGCCUGCUUCCCUGGUCCAGGGGCUUCCCCGGCAGCGUCCGCCAAAACAUCGAAGAACAUGGCUGGUGAAUUACCGGACAGUUUGAGUGUCCAUGGAAUUGUUGCAAAGCCUGGCGCCCCUUCUGGGAACAUGCAAGUGAAGGCUCAAGCUCAAGCCCUUCCCAAAGUUAACGGCACCAAGCAUAACCACAAGAAUGCGAGUGCAGACACGGAGGAGGCGAUACCUUACAGUGCUCCCAAGACAUUCUACAACCAACUGCCGGAUUGGAGCAUGCUUCUUGCGGCUGUCACCACCAUCUUCCUGGCAGCAGAGAAGCAGUGGACACUGCUUGACUGGAAGCCAAAGAAACCUGACAUGCUUGUUGACACGUUUGGCUUUGGUAGGAUCAUCCAGGAUGGCCUGGUGUUUAGGCAGAACUUCAUGAUUCGGUCCUACGAGAUUGGUGCUGAUCGUACGGCUUCUAUAGAGACAUUAAUGAAUCACUUACAGGAAACCGCUCUUAACCAUGUGAAGACUGCUGGCCUUCUUGGAGAUGGUUUUGGCGCCACGCCAGAGAUGAGCAAGCGAAACCUGAUCUGGGUUGUCAGCAAAAUUCAGCUUCUUGUUGAGCAAUACCCCUCGUGGGGAGAUAUGGUUCAAGUGGACACAUGGGUAGCUGCUGCUGGCAAAAAUGGCAUGCGUCGAGACUGGCAUGUUCAUGACUACAAUUCUGGGCGUACAAUUUUGAGAGCUACAAGUGUUUGGGUGAUGAUGAAUAAGAACACUAGGAGGCUUUCGAAAAUGCCAGAUGAAGUUAGGGCUGAGAUAGGCCAAUAUUUCAAUGGCCGCUCUGCCAUAACAGAUGAGCAAAGUGAGAAGCUGUCUAAGCCAGGGAGCACUGUUGAUGGUGAUGCUGCAAAGCAGUUCAUAAGGAAGGGGCUCACUCCUAGGUGGGGAGACCUUGAUGUCAACCAGCAUGUGAACAACGUCAAGUAUAUUGGGUGGAUUCUUGAGAGUGCCCCAAUUUCAAUCCUGGAGAAGCAUGAGCUUGCAAGCAUGACGCUGGAUUACAGGAAGGAGUGCGGCCGCGACAGCGUGCUGCAGUCACUCACCACCGUCGCAGGUGAAUGUGUGGAUGGCCACCCGGACUCCACCAUCCAGUGCGACCACCUGCUCCAGUUGGAGUCGGGGGCUGAUAUUGUGAAGGCACACACGGAGUGGCGGCCCAAGCGAGCACACGGCGGUGAGGGAAACAUGGGUUUUUUCCCAGCCGAAAGCGCAUGAACACCCCCCUGAAGCUGGACCGGCCGAGCAUGAACGUGGGGGCUCCUGUGAAGCGUGAAUCCUAAGUUAUGGCUACUAACCCAGAACGAGUGUCUGGUCGUGAGAAGUUUGGCGUGCCAGGGAACGCCGCAUUACCCACCCAACCUGGGGUAGUACAAGGACGGGAGUCGCAAGAGGACUGACUGGAGGAGGAUGUGAAGCCCUGGGGGACAGGAUGUUAAGCCAGCGAAACCGGAGGAUGACGAGUCGUGUUCUGAUGCGGUGACGCCGAUUGCUGAACCAAGGAGCGGCAGGAGCUGGUUGAGGCCGGAGCAAAAAAAAGAUGCGGCGCAGGGGGACAAUGGUAGUGGUCUAGGCCAGGUUGGGUGUGUAGAAGGCAUGCAUUCCCUUUGUAACAGCCUAAUUUGUACAUUCUUACCAUCUUAAUCCCAUUGGUUGAAUCGCAGCCCUCCUGUGCUUCCAUCGAUGAAUUCAGGUCCAGGACCAUUCCUUGUACUCCUUGUGCAGACAGACAAUUCUGUGCUACUAGGUCUGCAUCCUUAAGUCGCUGUCGUUUCUGCC